AUGCCCACUCCUGGGCUCAUGGCCACAGCAGCGGGCAUGCUGGAUGGCAAGAAGGUCUUUUCCCCCAGCCCCCGGGCCCAGGGACCAUUGAUAGAGUAUGGAGUAGGGAUGCAGAGGUGUUCCAGAAGGUACAGCAGACUAGGGUCCCCCAACUCUUCUCCUGAGUCCUCACUUCUCACUGGCACACCUAUUGAAAAGAACACUUCCGGCCAGCGAGGACGUAGUCCCAACUUGUUUCAUCGGCCCCCUGCUCUUGCGUUCCGAUUUGCCACGCUAAUACUGGGAGGCGGGCUUGCGUCGUGGUUUCGCUCUCCCCAUUGGCUGCUGGUGCAGCAGCGGUUUAGAGUGAGGGUGGCACGUUGGGCUGCGAGCUGUGUGGAGUGCCGUGGCACGAGCUGCAUCGAGCCCAGUGUCUGGUGGGAAUCCGGGGCCGGGCAAUUUCUGGGUCCCCGGGUGAUGGAUCGCGUGUGGAGUGCGUGGUGCGGGAAGUGCGUCCAAGAGAGAGGGACGUCGCCACUCUGGGCCCAGCGUAUCGUGGUCGCCUGGCUCAGUAAGGCCGAGUGGGAUCAGGUGACGGUGUAUCUGUUCUCUGACGACCAUAAAUUGCAGCGGUACGCGCUGAACCGCAUCACCGUGUGGAGGAGCAGGUUAGGCAACGAACUCCCCCUGGCAGUGGCUUCUACUGCUGACCUGGUACGCUGUAAGCUCAUGGAUGUAACUGGUGGCUUGGGCACUGAUGAACUUAGACUGCUCUAUGGCAUGGCAUUGGUCAGGUUUGUGAAUCUUAUCUCGGAAAGGAAAACGAAGUUUGUCAAGCUCCCCCUCAAGUUCCUGGCUCAGGAGGUGAACAUUCCGGAUUGGAUUGUUGAACUUCGCCAUGAGUUGACCCAUAAGAAAAUGCCCCAUAUAAAUGACUGCCGCAGAGGCUGCUACUUUGUCCUGGAUUGGCUCCAGAAGACGUACUGGUGCCGCCAACUGGAGAACAGCCUGAGAGAGACCUGGGAGUUGGAGGAGGACAGGGAAGAGACAGAUGAAGAGGACCAAGAGGAUGAUAAAAACAUUGUUGUUGAGGAUGUCACAGAACAGAGACCAGAGCCUAAGGAUGAGGCGAAAGGUGCAGAGCUGGAUGUCAGGGCUGAUGGAGACAGCGAAGGAAACAAAGAGGUUGAUUCGCAUUGGGAAAAGACUCUGAGACAUAAAGAGCUAUAUGAAAGAGCCCGGGAACUGCUGGUAUCAUAUGAAGAGGAGCAGUUUAAGGUACUGGAGAAAUUUAGGCAUUUACCUCAGGCCAUUAAGGCAUGGAAUAACCUGUCCCCACCUGUAGAAUGCAUCCUGGCUGAGCUCAAGGGCAUCACAUGGGAGAACAGGGAGGCUGUGCUGGAUGCUUUUUUGGAUGACGGCUUUCUCAUCCCCACAUUUGAGCAGUUGGCAGCUUUACAGAUAGACUAUGAAGAUGGGCAGACUGAGGUCCAGAGAGGGGAAGGUACUGACCCAAAGUCACACAAAAAUGUGGACUUGAAUGACAUCCUGGUGCCAAAGCCAUUCUCUCAAUUCUGGCAGCCCCUGCUCAGGGGCCUGCACUCCCAGACCUUCACGCAGGCCCUGCUGGAGAGGAUGCUCUCUGAGCUGCCAGCCUUGGGGGACAGCGGGAUCCGGCCCACCUACAUCCUCAGAUGGACCCUUGAACUGAUCGUGGCUAACACCAAGACUGGUCGGAAUGCCCGCCGAUUUUCUGCAAGCCAGUGGGAAGCGAGAAGGAGCUGGAGGCUAUUCAACUGCUCUGCCUCCCUUGACUGGCCCCGGGUGGUUGAGUCCUGCUUGGGCUCACCUUGCUGGGCCAGCCCCCAACUCCUUCAGCUCGUCUUCAAAGCCAUGGGGCAGGUCUUGCCAGAUGGGGAGCAGGAGAAGCUGCUGCGUAUCUGUUCCAUUUAUAACCAGAGUGGAGAAAACAGCCUGGUGCAGGAGGGCUCAGAGGCCUCCCCGAUUGGGAAGUCUCCAUACACACUGGACAACCUGUAUUGGAGCCUCAAACCAGAUGGUGCCAGCUCUGGGCCUGAAGGUGAAGCCCAGCAGCAGGAGGAGCAGGGCAGCCUUAAUGAUGUUAAGAAAGCUGAGGAGAAGGAGAAAGAGGUCUUGGAAGACCAGGUGGAGGAGGAGGAAGAGGAAAAUGAUGACCAAGAGAAGUGGAAGGAGGAGACGGAGGAUGAAGAAGAAGAAGAAGAAGAUGAUGAUGACGAUGACGACGAUGACGAUGAUGAUGACAUAGACGAUGAGGAAGACAGAAUGGAGGUGGGGCCUUUCUCUAUGGGGGAGGAGUCCCCCACUGCUGAGAAUGCUAGGCUCCUGGCCCAGAAAAGAGGAGCUUUGCAGGGCUCUGCAUGGCAAGUUAGCUCAGAAGAUGUGCGAUGGGACAUCUUCCCCUUAGGCCGAAUGCCAGGUCAGACCGAGGACCCAGCAGAGCUUAUGCUGGAGAAUUAUGACACCAUGUAUCUUUUGGACCAGCCUGUGCUAGAGCAGCGGCUGGAACCCCCAACAUGCAAGACUGGCACCCUGGGCCUGAGCUGUGGCAUUGGCAGUGGCAACUGCAGCAACGGCAGCAGCAACUUGGAGGGCCUUCUCUGGAGCCAGGGCCAGCUGCAUGGGCUCAAAACUGGCCUGCAGCUCUUCUGAUGCCCACCUUGGUGCAAGUGUUCAUCCAGCCCUGCUGGGGCAACAGCCUUCCCCCUAAACCUCCCACCCCCGAUGCUCAAUGAAACAACCUGGGAGACAGCCUGCAUCAACUCAGCUUUCUACCACAGAGGAAUUUUUAAUGUUUUAGAUUUUGUUUUGUUUUGUUUUGUUUUGUUUUAUAAAACAAUAAACAGGAAACUGUUGUUUUAGUGUUUA
Messenger RNA from Equus caballus (horse), 2886 nucleotides. RefSeq names its product LAS1 like ribosome biogenesis factor (gene LAS1L). NCBI's taxonomy places the organism in Eukaryota, Metazoa, Chordata, Mammalia, Perissodactyla, Equidae. Gene Ontology annotation, biological process: maturation of LSU-rRNA; maturation of 5.8S rRNA. Gene Ontology annotation, cellular component: preribosome, large subunit precursor; Las1 complex. Gene Ontology annotation, molecular function: endonuclease activity. The record is from RefSeq and is a predicted model, not a curated record.